Molecule: messenger RNA, 2267 nt
Organism: Phascolarctos cinereus (koala)
Lineage: Eukaryota; Metazoa; Chordata; Mammalia; Diprotodontia; Phascolarctidae
Source: RefSeq, a predicted model, not a curated record
UCCCUCCCCACUGGGUCUCAGCCCCAUGGGACCCCUGGAGGGGUCGUAUCUUCCAAGUCUCUGGACUGGCAACAGGGGAAAUGAAGCUUAUCUUGGAAUUUGGUGCUGUCGGUCCAAGUCUGACUUCUGCCAGCCUCUGUCCAGUUUUCCUGGCAGUGUUUGUGAAAUGGGUGAGGUAGAAAUGAAGAAGAGAGGCCUUCCUGCAGAAACUAGUUCUGAAAUUUCUCACGAAGACUCUCCAAAGAUCCUGACUUCAGAUUUCCUUUCAGAACUCCAGAUCAAUGAUCUGCUAAAUGAAAACAUACAUGGGGUUCAAAAAAAACUGGAAGGGUUUUUGAAUUUCCAAAAACUUCCUACUUCACUAAAGGAAGCCAUUCUGCUGGAUUAUUACACGGCUGGAUUCUGGUGGGCCAAAGGCAAGAACUUCUCCGUCCCCCAACUGUCCAAAUUUAUGGCUCUACUGGACAAGUUGCUACAUAACCUCCAGACCCUACAUGCGUCGCUGGAAGACAGCAUAAAGUUUCUGGGGGAAGUAAUGGCUGAAAUUGGACCGAAUACCAUAGAAAAGCCCUAUAUGAAUGUCUUUAAUGUACAACAAGCCAACGAGAUCAUUGAUUACCUAAAGAUGAGCUUAUUUCAACACUAUAAGCUGUAUGAAUUUCUCUUCUUCUCUCCCAGGGAUGAAAUUGUGAUAGGAACGGAGCUUUUUAGGGAGCCCUGUUCGCCCCAGCAGGCUGGCCGGCCUUUCCUAGGCAAGCAGGGCUCUCCCUAGGUGGCUGGCUCCAUGCCAGGGUGAGUGGCCACCACCAGGUACCUGCCCAUGUAAGCGACCUUGUGGAUUUUGCACCUGUACCUGCUCCCAAACUGGAUGUACUUACUAAGUGCAAUAGAAUAAGCCAGAGUACACGAGUGUGUUUGCACAUGCUCACACAAAAACCUCAGAAAACAAUAGCAUCUCCACUAAUGGGUUUUUUUUAAGUUCUUAUUUAGAACAGGAGUCAGCUCCUCUUACUUGGUGGUAAAUUGAAACGUGAAUACUCAUGAGUGGAUGAGAGGGGAAAGAUCAAGUUACUCCUGAGCUGGGGUUGGGGGACCAGAGUUCAAAUCUGAGUUUCCAUUACAAAUUAAAAUCAUUUUUCUGAUCUUUUUCCAGAUACCUCUACCUAUUAAUGCAUAAGGGAAUAUAUAUUAUCCCAACUUGCUAUGCCUUGGCACCAGGCUUAGAAAAACUAUACCAAAAUGGUACCAUUGGGAGGCAUUCUGGUGUUAUGGAAAGGGCAUGGGAUUUGGAGGUAGAGGACCAAGGUUGUAACUGUGGUUCUGGCACUUACAACCUAUGAGACCUUGGAUAAAUCACUUAACUUCUCCUCCUUGGACUAGAUAACCUCUAAGGUCCCUUCCAGCUCUACAUCUGGGAUCCCAUGUUCAUUUCAGCUCUCUAGGCCCUGACUCCUUCUGUUGGAGGAGGAAACUAGAUCAGAUGACCUCUGAAGCCCCUUCCAGCUCUGAACCUAUGUGCUGAGAAUCCUGUUCUGUGCUGGAUCAGGAGAGAGGCCACAUCAUCGCUACCCACAUGUCCCUUGGCUCAGUUGGGAAUAGUCUUUUAUUUUGACUCAAUGUCACCUUGGUUUUAAUAUUUAAAAUUCUCCUUAUUGUAUGAGGGUCAUCUUUAAAAAAAAAACAAGUCAGCACUGUAGGGGGGUCAGUUUAUAGAAUUCUUUUGCUAGAACCUACUCAGUUCUAGAUUUUUCAUCACUCAAUGAUGAAUCAAUAUGUGUACGUUCCUUCAUGGACUAGGCCUGGUGGAGAAACCACGGAUCUUAGUUUUGUUUUGUUUUGUUUCAUUUGUUUUUGUUUUGUUUUUCGUUUUUGUUUUUUACUGGGGACAUCAAAAGCUCAUUGCUCUUCAAACAGACAUGCUCGUGUGUCCCAAGUAUCCCCCAUCCAUCAUGGCAGAGGCAAGAUCUGCAGAUUAUGCCUUCCCGAUGUCAGGCCUGUGAAUUAAAGCUUUGUUGCAACUCAGCAUUCUUUACAAUUAUUCCCACCGUUCCCAGACUAUAAAUCAUGGCUUCUGGGCAGACAAUCAGUGGUUUCCAUCUACUGUUUGAAGGCACCCAUGUUUGGUCUUAAUUGUGCUGUCCAGUCCUGCACCCAGGACAGUGGGACAUGACCAGUCCGGAUAGCCUGGGAAAUAAAUUUCACUGUCACAGGCAGGGCCUAUUUAAGGCCUAUUCUAUAAACCCUCUGUCUACAUAGCUCUUGGGUAU